Naumovozyma dairenensis CBS 421 is the source of this 4530-nucleotide messenger RNA. It is a transcript of the gene PDR5, whose product is annotated as ATP-binding cassette multidrug transporter PDR5. NCBI's taxonomy places the organism in Eukaryota, Fungi, Ascomycota, Saccharomycetes, Saccharomycetales, Saccharomycetaceae. Gene Ontology annotation, cellular component: membrane. Gene Ontology annotation, biological process: xenobiotic detoxification by transmembrane export across the plasma membrane. The transcript has a single exon. The record is from RefSeq and is a predicted model, not a curated record. Gene Ontology annotation, molecular function: ATP binding; ABC-type transporter activity; ATP hydrolysis activity. Bases 1 to 4530 code for a protein of 1509 amino acids.
AUGUCUGAGAAACCUGACAUCGCUGAAAAUUCUGCAUCUAUUGAUGAUGAUGCUUCAUCUUCUCAAAGUAACCUACACGAAUAUCAUGGGUUCGAUUAUGAUGCUGAACAACGUGUUAGAGACCUAGCCAGAUCUUUAACUCAUCAAAGCGGUAACAUCUCCACUUACUCUAAUCAAGAUGCUGCUACUGAAUCCAUAUUCACUCCUGAUAUGGAAGGUAUUAAUCCUAUUUUUACAAACAAAGAAGCUGAAGAAUAUAAUGAAAAAUUAGAUCCUACUUCGGAAAAUUUCUCCAGUAAAGCUUGGGUUCAAAAUAUGGCUAAUGUCGUCACUUCUGAUCCUGAAUUUUACAAACCUUACUCAUUAGGAUGUGUUUGGAAAAAUUUAAGUGCUUCCGGUGAAUCCUCUGAUGUCGCUUAUCAAUCUACUGUUUUAAAUAUGCCAUAUAAAUUAUUAAACUCAGCUUUCAGAAAGGCUCGUUCUACUAAGACUGAAGAUCGUUUCCAAAUCUUGAAGCCAAUGGAUGGUUGCUUAAAUCCAGGUGAAUUAUUAGUCGUCUUAGGUAGACCAGGGUCUGGCUGUACUACGUUGUUGAAAUCAAUCUCUUCAAAUACUCAUGGUUUCGAUGUUGGUGAAGAUUCUGUUUUAUCAUACGCUGGGUUUACUCCUGAUGAUAUUAAGAAACAUUAUCGUGGUGAAGUCGUUUAUAAUGCUGAAGCUGAUAUUCAUUUACCUCAUUUAACCGUUUAUGAAACUUUAUACACUGUGUCUAGAUUAAAGACUCCACAAAAUAGAAUUAAAGGUGUCGACAGAGAUACUUUUGCAAGACAUUUGACUGAAGUCGCUAUGGCUACUUACGGGUUAUCACAUACAAGAAAUACCAAAGUUGGGGAUGAUUUCGUUAGAGGUGUUUCCGGUGGUGAAAGAAAGCGUGUUUCCAUUGCUGAAGUUUCCAUUUGUGGUUCUAAAUUCCAAUGUUGGGAUAAUGCUACUAGAGGUUUAGAUUCUGCUACAGCUUUAGAAUUUAUUCGUGCAUUGAAGACUCAAGCUACUAUUGCUAGUUCUGCCGCCACUGUCGCCAUUUACCAAUGUUCUCAAGAUGCUUAUGACUUAUUCGAUAAGGUCUGUGUCUUGGAUGGUGGUUAUCAAAUCUACUUUGGACCUGGUAAUGAAGCCAAGAAAUAUUUCGAAGAUAUGGGUUAUAAAUGUCCAGACAGACAAACUACUGCUGAUUUCUUAACCUCUGUCACAAGUCCUGCUGAAAGAAUAAUAAAUCCAGACUUUAUUAAAAGAGGGAUCGCUGUUCCUCAAACGCCAAAGGAUAUGGGUGAAUAUUGGUUAAAAUCUCAAAAUUAUAAAGAUCUAAUGAAAGAAAUUGAUCAGAAAUUGAAUAACGAUAACAUAGAGGAAAGUCGUACUGCUGUCAAAGAAGCUCACAUUGCUAAACAAUCCAAAAGGGCAAGACCAUCUUCUCCUUAUACAGUUAGUUACAUGUUGCAAGUCAAGUAUUUACUGACCAGAAAUUUUUGGAGAAUUCGAAAUAAUGCUGGUGUUAGUUUAUUUAUGAUCAUAGGUAAUUCUGCUAUGGCAUUCAUUUUAGGUUCUAUGUUUUACAAAGUUAUGAAAAAAGGUGAUACAUCUACAUUCUAUUUCCGUGGUGCUGCCAUGUUCUUUGCUGUUUUAUUCAAUGCAUUUUCAUCUCUAUUGGAAAUUUUCACUUUAUAUGAAGCUAGACCUAUCACUGAAAAACACAGAACAUAUUCUUUAUACCAUCCAAGUGCUGAUGCCCUUGCGUCCGUAUUCUCUGAACUACCAACUAAAUGUAUUAUCGCUGUUUGUUUCAAUAUUAUCUUUUAUUUCCUUGUCGAUUUCAAGAGGAAUGGUGAUACCUUCUUUUUUUAUUUGUUAAUGAAUGUUCUUGGUGUUUUAUCUAUGUCUCAUUUGUUUAGAUGUGUCGGUUCUCUUACUAAAACUCUAUCAGAAGCUAUGGUACCUGCAUCUAUGUUAUUAUUGGCUCUAUCUAUGUUUACUGGUUUUGCUAUUCCAAAAACUAAAAUGUUAGGUUGGUCUGAAUGGAUUUGGUAUAUUAACCCUUUGUCUUAUUUAUUUGAAUCUCUAAUGAUUAAUGAAUUCCACGGUCGUAGGUUUGCAUGUGCACAAUUUGUUCCAUUCGGUCCUGCUUAUGCAAAUAUCAAUGGUACUAAUCGUAUUUGUUCUACUGUUGGUGCCGUUGCAGGUCAAGAUUAUGUUUUAGGUGAUGAUUUCGUUAAGGAAAGUUACGGUUAUGAACAUAAACACAAAUGGCGUUCUUUAGGUAUUGGUUUGGCUUAUGUUAUCUUCUUCUUAUUUCUUUAUUUGGUUCUUUGUGAAUUUAACGGUGGUGCUAAGCAAAAAGGUGAAAUCUUAGUCUUCCCUCAAGGUAUUAUCAGAAAGAUGAAGAAACAAGGGAAAAUCCAAGAAAAAAAAGCUGCUGGCGAUAUUGAAAAUGCUGGUGGCUCUAACGUUAGUGAUAAACAAUUAUUGAAUGACACUUCUGAAGAUUCCGAAGAUUCUAAUAGUGGUGUUGGUAUUUCUAAAUCCGAAGCUAUCUUCCAUUGGAGAAACUUAUGUUAUGAUGUUCAAAUUAAGACUGAAACUAGACGUAUCUUGAAUAAUGUCGAUGGUUGGGUCAAGCCCGGUACUUUAACCGCAUUAAUGGGUGCCUCUGGUGCUGGUAAGACUACUUUAUUAGAUUGUUUAGCUGAAAGAGUUACAAUGGGUGUUAUUACUGGUGAAGUUUCUGUUAACGGUCGUUUACGUGAUGAGUCAUUCCCAAGAUCUAUUGGUUAUUGUCAACAACAAGAUUUACAUUUAAAGACUUCUACUGUGAGAGAGUCUUUAAGAUUUUCUGCUUAUCUUCGUCAACCUUCUGAUGUUUCAAUUGAAGAAAAGAACAAAUAUGUUGAAGAAAUUAUUAAGAUUUUAGAAAUGGAAAAGUAUGCUGAUGCUGUCGUUGGUGUUGCUGGUGAAGGUUUAAAUGUUGAACAAAGAAAGAGAUUAACUAUUGGUGUUGAAUUAGCUGCUAAACCAAAAUUACUAGUUUUCUUAGAUGAACCAACUUCUGGUUUAGAUUCACAAACUGCUUGGUCUAUCUGUCAGUUAAUGAAGAAAUUAGCUGAUCAUGGUCAAGCUAUUUUAUGUACUAUCCAUCAACCUUCUGCUAUUUUGAUGCAAGAAUUCGAUCGUCUAUUGUUUAUGCAACGUGGUGGUAAGACAGUGUAUUUUGGUGACUUAGGUAAAGGUUGUCAAACUAUGAUUGAUUACUUUGAAAGAAAUGGUUCCCAUAAAUGUCCUCCUGAUGCUAAUCCUGCCGAAUGGAUGUUGGAAGUUGUCGGUGCUGCUCCUGGUUCUCAUGCAAAUCAAGAUUAUUAUGAAGUUUGGAGAAAUUCUGCUGAAUAUAAAGCCGUUCAUGAAGAAUUAGAAUGGAUGGCUACCGAAUUGCCAAAGAAAAGCCCUGAGACAUCUGCUGAUGAACAACACGAAUUUGCCACUAGUAUUCUCUAUCAAUCAAAACUUGUUUGUCGUCGUUUAGGUGAACAAUAUUGGAGAUCCCCAGAAUAUCUAUGGUCUAAAUUCAUUCUAACUAUUUUCAAUCAAUUAUUUAUUGGGUUUACUUUCUUCAAGGCUGAUACAUCAUUACAAGGGUUACAAAAUCAAAUGUUAGCUAUUUUCAUGUUUACAGUUAUCUUCAAUCCAAUUCUACAACAGUAUUUACCAACGUUUGUUCAACAAAGAGAUUUAUAUGAAGCUAGAGAACGUCCAUCAAGAACCUUUUCAUGGUUGGCAUUUAUUAUUUCUCAAAUCGUUGUUGAAAUUCCAUGGAAUUUAUUAGCUGGUACUAUUGCCUAUUUCAUUUACUAUUAUCCAAUUGGGUUCUAUCGUAAUGCUUCCGAAGCAGGUCAGUUACAUGAAAGAGGUGCUUUAUUCUGGUUAUUCUCUUGUGCUUACUACGUUUACAUUGGUUCAAUGGGUUUGAUGUGUAUUUCAUUCAAUGAGAUCGCUGAAAAUGCUGCUAAUACUGCAUCUUUAAUGUUUACAAUGGCUUUAUCUUUCUGUGGUGUUAUGACUACUCCAUCAAAUAUGCCAAGAUUCUGGAUCUUUAUGUACAGGGUUUCUCCACUAACUUAUUUGAUUGAUGCUUUAUUAUCUGUUGGUGUUGCCAAUGUUGACGCUCAUUGUUCAGAUUAUGAAUUAUUAAGAUUUGCUCCAGCCAAUGGUAUGACAUGUGGUGAAUAUAUGGCUCCAUAUAUCCAAUCUGUUGGUACUGGUUAUUUGAAAGAUUCAUCUGCUACUGAUGAAUGUGCAUUCUGUACUGUUUCUGAUACAAAUUCUUAUUUGGCAUCUGUUAGUUCACAUUAUAAGAAUAGAUGGAGAAAUUUUGGUAUUUUUAUUUGUUUCAUUGCAUUCAAUUAUAUGGCUGGUAUUCUUUUCUAUUAUUUGGCAAGAGUUCCUAAAAAGGGCAAUGGACUAUUUUCUAAAUUCAAGAAAUAA